CCGCUCCGAGCAUGCGCGGCGCCGCGAGGCCCGCCGGGAGCGGAAGCGCGCGGAGGAGCGCCCGUGGUCCCGGUCCUGGCCGGCCAUGGGCCUCCUGUCGGACCCGGUGCGGCGGCGCGCGCUCGCCCGCCUGGUGCUGCGCCUCAACGCGCCGCUGUGCGUGCUGAGCUACCUGGCGGGCGUCGCCUGGUUCCUGGCGCUGGCCUUCCCGCCGCUGACCCAGCGCACCUACAUGUCCGAGAACGCCAUGGGCUCCACCAUGGUGGAGGAGCAGUUCGCGGGCGGAGACCGCGCCCGCAGCUUCGCCCGGGACUUCGCCGCCCAGCGCCGCAAGUCGGGGGCGCUCCCGGUGGCCUGGCUGGAGCGCACGAUGCGCGCCGUGGGGCUCGAGGUCUACACGCAGAGGUUCUCGCCGAAGCUGCCCUUCCCCGAUGAGCUGCACGAGCGCUACCUCGUGUCCGGCACCAACGUGUACGGCAUCCUGCGGGCGCCCCGCGCCGCCAGCACCGAGGCCCUGGUGCUCACCGUGCCCUGCGGCCCCGACGCGGCCAACAGCCAGGCGGUGGGGCUGCUGCUGGCGCUGGCCGCCCACUUCAGGGGGCAGAUUUACUGGGCGAAAGACCUCAUCUUCCUGGUGACGGACCACGACCUGCUGGGCACCGAGGCCUGGCUGGAGGCCUACCAUGACGUCAACAUCACAGGUGUGAAGUCGUCCCCCCUGGAGGGCCGGGCGGGCGCCAUCCAGGCAGCUGUGGCGCUGGAACUGAGCAGCGACGUGGUCACCAGCCUGGACGUGACGGUUGAGGGGCUGAAUGGGCAGCUGCCCAACCUGGACCUGCUCAACCUUUUCCAGACCUUCUGCCAGAAGGGGGGGCUGCUGUGCACACUGCAGGGCAAGCUGCAGCCUCAGGACCGGAGCUCACUGGACGCGCCCCUGCAGGGCCUGCAGACGCUGCUGCUCCUGGCUCUGCAGCAGGCCUCCGGCCGCCCCCACGGCCCCCACGGCCUCUUCCUGCGCUACCGCGUGGAGGCCUUCACUCUGCGUGGCGUCAACAGCUUCCGCCAGUACAAGUACGACCUGGUGGCCGUGGGCAAGGCGCUGGAGGGCAUGUUCCGGAAGCUCAACCACCUGCUGGAGCGCCUGCAUCAGUCCUUCUUCUUCUACCUGCUGCCCGCCCUCUCCCGCUUCGUCUCCAUCGGCCUCUACAUGCCGGCCGCCGGCUUCCUGCUGCUUGUCCUCGGUCUCAAGGCCCUGGAGCUGUGGAUGCGGCUGCACGAGGCCGGUGUGGGCCCUGAGGAGGCUGGAGGGGGGCCCGGACCCAGCCCCUCUCUCCCCCUGGUGCAGGGUGUGAGCCUGACCUCGCUCGUGGCCCCUGUGCUCAUCUCGCAGGCCAUGGGCCUGGCCCUCUACGCCUUGCCGGUGCUGGGCCAGCAUGUGGCUGCUCAGCACUUCCCGGUGGCUGAGGCCGAGGCCGUGGUGCUCACACUGCUGGCCAUUUACGCAGCUGGCCUGGCCCUUCCGCACAAUGCUCAUCGGGUGGUCAGCACACAGGCUCCAGACGGGGGCUGGAUGGCCUUGAAGUUGGUGGCGCUCAUCUACCUGGCCCUGCAGCUGGGCUGUGUUGCCCUCACCAACUUCUCCCUGGGCUUCCUGCUAGCUGCCACCAUGGUGCCCGCUGCUGCACUCGCUGAGCCCCGUGGGCCCCGGCCACUGUAUGCCGCCUUACUGGUACUGACGAGCCCGGCGGCCACGCUCCUGGGCAGCCUCUUCCUGUGGCGGGAGCUCCAGGAAGCACCAAUGUCACUGGCCGAGGGCUGGCAGCUCUUCCUGGCCGCACUGGCCCAGGGUGUACUGGAACACUACACCUACGGCGCCCUGCUCUUCCCCCUGCUGGCCCUGGGCAUCUACCCCUGCUGGCUGCUCUUCUGGAACGUUCUCUUCUGGAAGUGAGUGCCCGUGAGCCAGAGCCUCCCACAGCCCUCCAUCCUACCUCCUGCCUGGGAAAUAAACAUGUUCUCUCUCA
Messenger RNA from Ochotona princeps (American pika), 2024 nucleotides. It is a transcript of the gene GPAA1, whose product is annotated as glycosylphosphatidylinositol anchor attachment 1. The coding region runs from base 86 to 1951 and encodes 621 amino acids. The record is from RefSeq and is a predicted model, not a curated record. Gene Ontology annotation, cellular component: GPI-anchor transamidase complex; membrane. Lineage: Eukaryota; Metazoa; Chordata; Mammalia; Lagomorpha; Ochotonidae. The transcript is spliced from 12 exons. Gene Ontology annotation, biological process: attachment of GPI anchor to protein.